Messenger RNA from Saccostrea cuccullata (small rock oyster), 2451 nucleotides. RefSeq lists its product as uncharacterized. The transcript has 2 exons. NCBI's taxonomy places the organism in Eukaryota, Metazoa, Mollusca, Bivalvia, Ostreida, Ostreidae. The coding region runs from base 628 to 1821 and encodes 397 amino acids. The record is from RefSeq and is a predicted model, not a curated record. Gene Ontology annotation, biological process: negative regulation of translation; proteasome-mediated ubiquitin-dependent protein catabolic process; protein polyubiquitination. Gene Ontology annotation, molecular function: translation repressor activity; ubiquitin protein ligase activity.
GUAAAGAACAAAGUGUCGACAGUGCUAAGGGUUGCUCUUAAAAUAUAAUUCCCCUGCCGGUAGCAGAUGAGUUUUCAGAUUUAACAUCUGAGUCUGGAUUUCGGCUAGGCCUAGCAUUCUAAAAUUACGUACCUUCAUGGACAUGCUAGGAUACAGCAUUCAGUGUAAAGUCCGGCAGUGUUCUCUAUGUCAAGGAGACACAGAAUUUUACUGUAACACGUGUAACCAAGAACUAUGUCUACAGUGUAAAGAGAGACAUGUUAUUGAUCUUGAUACCAUAUACCACGAUGUCGUGAUUUACCGGGAAAGAUAUGAAUACAUUCCGAAAUAUGAAACCUGUGUGAGACACCCGGACAGACUUUAUGACAAAUACUGUCAUUCCUGUAAACUUCCUGUCUGUAUCAUUUGUAAAGAACACAUAAAACAUAUCUUUCUCUCUUUUCUCCACCAAAGGACAGAAGAGAGAAAACAUAAAUUACUUGAUAUAAGAAUAGCAUAUAAAACAAACCGUCAACAACACAGGGAAAUUAUUCACAACAUCAGAAGUGAGAUUCUUUAUAACAGUUAUUUUUUCUUUCAAAAAUCAAUACUGAUUUUAAAACAGAAAUCUCCAACCGUCAAUCUCAGAUGUCAGCGAAAGCAGAAAGAAUUAAGAUUCUCAUAAACACUGUGAUAUAUGAUGUUAAAAUUGGUCACAAAAGAUUUGUUAAUGAAUUAAAACAACAGAAAAGGAAAAUGAAUAGACAUCUUUCUAGCAUAGAGAAUCAUGAAAAUAGAUGUGAACAUUUUAGAAAUAGACCUGUCAAAUUCCUCUCCUUCUUAAAGAGAAGCCGUAUCUCCAAGAUAAUGAACAUUCCUAAUCUUAAACAACGCACCCUGCUCUCCAUGAUAUCUGGUGAAAUGAGCAUGGUGGAUGUCAUAGAAUUACUGGCGGAAAUCCAUAUCAUCGAAAAAAGCAUUGAAUGUCCUCUUGAACUGAUGCCUAUACCCGUGUUACACAGAUCUGUCACAUUAACUGGUGUUAGUAACAUUUAUCAUAUCUCUUGUCUAACAUCAGACCGACUUUGGAUCAGUGAUUAUAAAAAUCUUAUUCUGAUCAACAUGAACGGUGAAAUACUGCAUCAGCUUAUAGGUAUAAGUAGUGAAUGUGGAAAACAUACAGUGAACACUACAUGGGAUCUUACUUACAUAUGUAGGGAUGGUAACAUUCACAAACUAUCCAAGGAUACCAGAAAAACGUCUAAAAUGAUAAAGAAUACUGAACCAUGGCGACCAGAGUGUGUGUACAGCUCCCCCUACAAUGGUGAUCUAUUGGUCGGAAUGUUUGAUUAUCACAAGAAGACAAGCAAGGUAAUACGGUAUAACGAAAACGGUCACGAGAUACAGGCGAUACAACACAACAAUACAGGACAGGACCUGUAUAAUUUACCUAGCUAUAUAACAGAAAACCGAAAUGGAGAUGUGAUUGUGUCUGACUUUAUUGAUUUGAGUCAUGGUACUGUAGUGGUGACAGAUCGUGAUGGAAGAUAUCGCUUCACCUACAGAGGACAUCAGUCAGGGUCCAAACUUUCACCACGUGGGAUAUGUACAGACCCAUUUUCAAACAUCCUUGUGUGCGAUUAUUUCACGGACACAAUACAAAUGGUUGACAAGGACGGUAAUUAUCUUUCAUCAUUACUUACACGACUACAAGGAAUUGACGGUCCAGUGGGACUGAGUUAUGAUGACAAAUCACAUCUUCUUUGGGUUGCAUCAUGGAACAAGAACAGUACAAUAUGUGGAUAUAGAUAUAUAAACAGACAAAAUUAUCUGAGAGUAUAAUGAUUUAGAAAAUUGCAUUUGCAUGGAUCUUACAAGAUAGCCUCCAACAUCGACAAAAGUUGUUUGGAAAUAUGACAGCUGAAUUUUCUUUAAGGUUUAUUUUCGUUAUUUUUAAGGUACAAAGAGACCCAUAGCCACUUAUUCUUCUCGACAAAGAAAUAUAAUUUUUUUUACAUAAAACGUGUUACUCAGUAGAAGACUGGUUGUUUCAGUUGAAGACAUGCAGUAAAUUUUUAGACCAACAUUAUCUUAAUUUUUAGAAAGUUCGUGAAUUUUGCCGUAAACGUUUUUCUCUAUCUUCUUCCUCAAACUACUGCUAAUCAAUAAAUUUUGCACAGUAGUAAGUUUAUGACAUAUAUGGAAAUAUAUAUUGAUCAGAGUCUUUAAAAGUCGAAAAGUCUAUCAAACAGAACAAAAUAGAAGCAGCGCAAACAAUGACCUGCAAAUCAUCAGAAUUGGGAUAACUCUUUAUAAGCGGAGUUGAUAUCUUGAUACUUCUACCGGAAUGUAAAUUAGGCAGGUCGAUAGGUUAGGAGACAAAUCUCGUGCGCAUCUGUCACCGUGUCUGACGCUAAGGAGGCCAAUGCAUGUAAAUCUCAGGCGGCUGCCUUUGUAUUUGAUGUCACUGGG